This is a messenger RNA of Papilio xuthus (Asian swallowtail), 1734 nucleotides long. RefSeq names its product esterase FE4-like. The record is from RefSeq and is a predicted model, not a curated record. NCBI's taxonomy places the organism in Eukaryota, Metazoa, Arthropoda, Insecta, Lepidoptera, Papilionidae. The transcript has 3 exons. Bases 39 to 1670 code for a protein of 543 amino acids.
UUUUAUUGUAUUAUUUAAUAGCGGGCAGAGAUACAAAAAUGUGUUUAAAACCGAUAUUCUUUAUAAUAUUUAUCUUCGCGUCAUUCAAUAAAUGUCAUAGUAUUGAUACUCGAGUGGAUCCUCUAGUUGACACAAAGGUUGGCUUGAUCCGAGGGCUGAAAGCUGAAGAUGGUGAUUAUUCAAUGUUCUUAGGUAUACCAUAUGGCAAAGUCGAUGAAAACAACCCUUUCGAACCGUCACUGCCACAUGAAAACUUUCAAGAAAUUUUUGAAGCUUACGAUGAUUCUGCUAUUUGUCCUCAAAUUGAAGAAUUUAAUAAAACUAACACUGGCUCACUUGACUGUCUCCAUCUUAAUAUUUAUGUUCCCGAUGUUGCUAGUACAAAAUCUCCAGUUCCAGUCCUUGUAUGGAUACAUGGCGGAGGAUUUCAGAUAGGAUUUUCUGGUAGAUUCCUGUAUGGCCCGAAAUACUUAGUAAGACACGAUAUUAUUUUGGUUACUUUAAAUUACCGUGUCGGACCCUAUGGAUACAUGUGCCUGGAUGAUCAAAAAGUGCCAGGAAAUCAAGGCUUUAAAGACCAGCUCUUAGCACUGAGAUGGAUAAAAGAUAAUAUUGGUUCAUUUGGAGGCAACUCUAAUAAAAUAACAUUAUUCGGGGAAAGUGCUGGUGGAAGAUCAGUAGAUUAUCAUUUAUUUUCUCAGCAAGAAAAAUUGUUCAACAGCCUGAUAAUACAAAGUGGUACAUCAUUGUUACCUACGCAUAUUGGUGAGCCAGAGUCAACACGUACUCUGAAUUUGGCUGCGAAACUCGGCUUUGAAACAGAUGAUGUAAACGAAGCACUCUCUUUUCUUACUAACCAAAGUCCAAAUUCUGUUAUAGCUGCUAUGCAAGAAAUAGACAGAUAUUUGCCUUGUGUAGAAAAUGAUUAUGAAAACGUCGAAAAAUUUAUAUCUGAUUAUACUUUCAACUUAAACAUUCCUAAAGUUAAAAACGUACCAAUUUUAAUCGGUCAUAAUGAUGCCGAAAGAUUACCAAAUCAUUUAAACCAAAAUGCAGACUAUUUUGACAAUCUUAAUAUAUUUCAUGAUACGUUUAAUAGUGCUUUUAACUUUAAUUCCUCGGAAUUAAUUAAUGUAGUGAAUAACUUUAGGCAUUUUUACAUAGGCGAUGAAGAAAUUAGUGAAAAAGAGUUAUUCAACAUUAUAGAUUUUGAUUCGGAUUUUACUUAUGUUCAUGCGACACAGAGAAGUAUCAAACAGUACAUGGAAAAUAAUGCAGGUGAUAUAUUUUAUUAUAUGUUUACUUACAAUGGUGGAAGAAAUUUUGUUAAGAAACGAAUGAACGUAACAUUCGGAGGUGCAGCACAUGCUGACGAGAUUGGCUAUUUAUUUGAUAUAUCUUACAUGAAGGAUGAACCAUCGAACGAAGACCAGCUAGUUAUCGAUAGAAUGACGACACUUUGGGCUAACUUUGUAAAAUAUAGCAACCCUACACCUGAAACAUCCGACUUACUACCUGUCGAGUGGAGGCCAGUGGAGGAUGAAAAAUUGUACUAUCUUGAUAUAAAUAAUAAACUGACACUUAAGAAGAGACCAUUUAACGACAGAAUGGCUUUCUGGGACUUAUUUUAUGAAUACAAUCAUAGCUUACAAAAAGGAUAUCGAAACUAAAUUAACUAAAAAGAAACUAUAGUUAUUUUAAUUAUUAGAGUUUAUUAAUACGUAUUAUUUAUUU